AUGGCGACCAGGUUGGCGAAGGGGAGCAGAGUGGAGGUGAUGCGGCGAAACGCCGACGACAGCCGCACACCUCCGUAUUCAUGGCGCUGCGGCGAUCUCCUCUCAUUCAAUUCCCAGCAGUUCAUCGUUCGCCUGGACGACCCCGAGGUGCCGGUGCAGUGCGUGUCGAGGGAUUGCAUCCGCCCGUGCCCUCCUCCCUUCGUCGGCCGCUUCCGGUGGAAAGCCGGCGACCCGGCCGAAUUGUUCGAGGACCACGCGUGGUGGCCGGCGAAGGUCGUCGACGUGGAUGAUCGCCGUAGGGUCGUCGACGUUUGGCGCUGGAACUCGGCGACGCAGAUCCGAGUUCGCCCGUCCAAGCUUCGGCAGAGGAAACAAUGGAUUCACGCGAAGUGGUCUGUGAUCGAUAAGUCUGAGGCGGAAGCAGAGGUUCCUUCUCAGCCGUGCGAGGACAGAGAGUCCUGCAACAUGUCCGGUCGGAAGAGGAUGAGUCCGUCGGAGGGAGAGGUGGAGAGCCGUCCCUGCCGGCGCCAAGUUGUUUUCUGGACGUCUUCGGUGGAUUAUUCCAGUGAUUCGACAUCGUCGUCUUCGGUGGAUUAUUCCAGUGAUUCGGCAUCGUCGUCUUCGACUGUUGAACAAUGUGUAAAUGAUUUGAUUAAGUAUAUAUUAGAAAAACAAUUAUAUGUAAAGUGA
This is a messenger RNA of Zingiber officinale, 690 nucleotides long. RefSeq lists its product as uncharacterized. The record is from RefSeq and is a predicted model, not a curated record. The coding region runs from base 1 to 690 and encodes 229 amino acids. Lineage: Eukaryota; Viridiplantae; Streptophyta; Magnoliopsida; Zingiberales; Zingiberaceae. The transcript is spliced from 3 exons.